Molecule: messenger RNA, 2408 nt
Organism: Sardina pilchardus (European sardine)
Lineage: Eukaryota; Metazoa; Chordata; Actinopteri; Clupeiformes; Clupeidae
Gene: entrep3
Product: family with sequence similarity 189 member B
Exons: 14
Coding region: 179-2380 (733 amino acids)
Cellular component (GO): membrane
Source: RefSeq, a predicted model, not a curated record
GUAUUUUCAUGGUUAUCCGAUCAGUGCUGGAUUAUCGCACUGGACUUCGCAUAAACUUGACUUGGAAACACAUGCAGUUACCCUCAAGUGGCGUGUCAUCCCUCUUGUCCUCCGCAUCUCCUUACCCAACACCUGCUCUCGAACAUCCCCCGCGGUGCGCUCAGAAAACCUGACAGCCAUGCCAUCGCCGUCGGAAUCCAGCAGCGUGGUGUCCGUGUCGGGGUCCCGGGCUCUGUCCGGAGGGCGACGUGGGAGCGCACGGCUGCUGCUUUACCUGGGACUCUGUCACCUGGGUCUGGGGGCCAUGGUCCUGGCGUUCAGCUUCACCAGCUUGGCGUUCACCUCCUCUGCGCGGGUUCGUCAGUCCUUACCCUUCUGGGCUGGCUUCUUUGUGGUGGCAUCUGGAGUGGCCGGUGUGGUGUCCUGGAGAAGGCCUCUGACUUUAGUGGUGUCGCUUUUCAUGCUCCUGUCAGCCGUAUGUGUGAUACUGAGUCUAGCAGGUUCCAUGCUCUCCUGUCAGAAUGCACAGAUGGUCAAAUCCCUUCUCAACUGUCGGAUGGAGUCCAGCCAGUGUGUUUGCUGUGAUCCUAAGGACACAUGUUCUACAUCAGAGGAAGAGACCUUGGUUCUCUACCUGCAUGCAGACUGUCACUCUGUGCGUCACCAACUCAAGGACCUGUUGUUCAGUGCCUGUGGCCUCAGUAUUCUUUCUACCAUCAUCUGCACCCUGUCUACAGUCACCUGCAGUAUACACAUCUUCUCCCUGGACCUGCUACACCUGCUGGCUCCUCAUCGCUCGCGGUCUGUUAACCCAGAGUGCACCACUCCUCAGGACGCCUUCCUGACCAACAUGGUGGACUUUGAGGAGUUUGUCCCACCCAUUCCCCCGCCCCCCUACUACCCACCUGAGUACACCUGCAGCUCUGAGACCGACGCCCAGAGUAUUACGUAUAAUGGGUCAAUGGAGAGUCCAGUGCCUCUUUAUCCCACAGAUUGCCCUCCCCCCUAUGAAGCAGUGAUGGGCCAAAGAGCAGCCAGCCAGGCAACAGUGUUUGAUACACAGGCCACUGAGCACUCUGGAGAGAGAGGAACAUCCACAGGCUUCAGUGGAGAAGUGUCGAUGGACAGUGGCUCUCUGCUCAUGUCGGAGAUCGUGGACAUCCCCGACGACAGCUCUCCCUCGGAGGACUCGUGCCUGCUGGAGGUGGGCGUGGGCCUGGUGCGGCGGCGGGGGGCCAGCGAGGGCGGCGGCGGCGAAUACGUCAGCUUCCGCUGCCUCACGCCGCACACGUCCGAGGGCUCGCCGGUGGCCGCCGCGGGCCAGUCCAGGCGCUGCUUCCGCGGGGAGAGGUCCAACUCCUGCUCCUCCCCCAGCACCUACAACACCUCCACCUACAGGUCUCCUCUCUUGCGUAGACAGGCGUUGCUGGCCUGUAGCUGUUCCCAGUUGGAGCAGCUGAGCGACGCCACCCGAGGCUCCCACUGCUCAUCCAUCCCAGAGAUCCGGCUCCAGCCGUCCACGCCGGCACGCCACGACUCCUCCGUCAACCAGGGCCCUCCCGCGGCGUGUCCGGCGGCGGCGGCGUUGGCCCAGACGGACGCCUCAGAUCACCAAGGCAACCCGCCGCUGGCCAUGAUCCCGCUCCAGCGCCUGUGGCACACCAGUGGACGCGGCCGGAGAGACAGUGACAGCCCCCUGCAGCUGGUCAGGUCUCACAGCGAGCCGGGUCUCAGCUCCUCAACUGACACAGGUGAACUGAGUGGUUCCAUUGGCAGUAAAGGCGUGAGUGUCGAGUCUCAGACUUCCACAGACACAGGUCCCGGCUCUGAGGCGUGUCUGCUUCAGCGUAGCUCGGUGGCACCCACCCUCACCCUCCCACGGAAGGGCAGCAUGAAAGCCCUCACUGGGCACCCGCCCUCCAAGCUGCCCCCUGGCACGCCACUGCGGCUGCCCAAAGACUGCGCCCGCUCCCUCACUGACCUCAAGGUGACCCGGGUGCUGGUGGCACGCUUCCUGCAUCGCUCCAGGAGGAACCUGGCUCCCGCAGCUGAGCAUUCUGGGACAUGUAGUCAGGGGCCAAAGAGGCGAGCAGGAACUGAAGGCAGUCUACCCCUCGAGCAGGCCCUUCGCAACACCUGGGGCACCAGCAGAGGUCCGCAGUACCAGCAGCACGUCCAUCGCCAUCGCCACCACCACUCGCACAGCGACAGUCGCCACGACGCCCGGGGCCGGCAGCCCGACGACCCGGCCGCGUGCGCCGAGGGCAUCCACCUGCGGAGCUGCGGCGACCUCAGCUCCUCGUCCGUGGCGUCGCUCCGCAGACUCCUCCAACAGACCCACGCCUCCUCAGGAGCCCUGCACUCAGAGUCAGCACUGUAGAGAGAGAGAGGGAGAGAGCAAGAAGAGA